This is a messenger RNA of Seriola aureovittata, 1273 nucleotides long. RefSeq names its product cilia and flagella associated protein 418 (gene cfap418). The record is from RefSeq and is a predicted model, not a curated record. Bases 84 to 959 code for a protein of 291 amino acids. The transcript is spliced from 7 exons. Lineage: Eukaryota; Metazoa; Chordata; Actinopteri; Carangiformes; Carangidae. Gene Ontology annotation, cellular component: cytosol.
AGCUUCCUGGCGGCUAGCCUGUGUGCUAGCAGGGCUAGAGAGGUUAGCCCCCAGAGCUAGCAGGACAGAAAGAAAACACAGACAUGCAUGAUGAUGAUGAUCUGGAUGAACUAUUGGACGAAGUUGAAAAAAAGUUUUGUCGCAACGUUUCUGUUGCGUCCACAGCUCGCGGGGAGCCACGCGAGGCAGGAAAAUGCGGGAAAGAGACCGAUGGACAGAAAAAACACAAUGCCACAAAACCUAGAGAACCGAUAAGCAGCAUCACUGAGGAUAUUGACGCCCUUCUGGAGGAACUGCUGGAGGAAGACAACAUAGAUUCCCCUCAAUCAAAGAGUGAUCAGUUUCCUAAAGGACCACAAGUGGAGAAGAAGCCAUCAUCUCAGUCUGGAGGCAGGAAGUGCUGUCCUGUGUUCGUUGGCGGCAGCUCUGUUGCAAAUGGUGUUGGAACAGCCACAUCCAAGAGGUCAUGUGACCAGCUGAGGUGUAUAUCCUGUGACUUCAGGGUGCUGAUGUUUGAUGACUGUGAGUGGGACCCGUCCUGUGAUUACCUGUUCCUCAGUGGGAACAAUUCAGCAUCUGCAGAUCAACUUGACUCGAAUACAAACAAGCAGAGACAUUGUGUAAACCCAGCUAAAACACACAAGCAGAGAGAACAGGAACAACAUGCCGGACCGUCAGAAGCUCAGAGCCAGGCUGAAGAAGAGGAGAGGUUUCCGGGCGUACGGCUGCCAGUGCAGCUGGUUCUCCUCCUCGGAGCCGACGGACCUCAGGGACCAGGCUCAGCUCAGAUGGGUCUGUGGGAAGCACCAGGACUGACGUCGACUCCUCGCUGCUGCAGAACGCUUGUUAAAAACCUACAAUCGUUCCGGAUCACAGGCCAAAACAGGGACGUUACAGACAGGAAAAACCUCCUCUGCUUUAUCUUCUCUCUCUGUCUCUUCAGCUGGUUCCUGUCUUGAACUGUCUGCAGUGAAUCUGCCCCAGUUCAUGAUCUCUUACCUGACGUCGCUUCAACACGGAGGUACGCACUGAAAACACCCGAAAACAUCUCUGAAAAAGACUCAAAUAUCAAAGCACUUUGUCUAAUUGAUUUAAGAAAUGCUUUCUGUUCUAACCAUGGCAACAGCUCUAAACAAGGAGGACUAUAAUCACUCGGACGUCUUUAUUCACUGCUCUAUGAAGAAUUUCAGCUUUUUAAAUGUAAAAAUCUACAAUAAUGUCGAUAUAAUAUGGAAAUUUGUACAAACUCUUAAAUUAAAACAGAUCAAAUCAG